AUGAAGAGCAUUGUGGGCAUUCAAGCCAUGUCAUCUUUGAGAACGACACCUGUUCCUGGUCUGUGGAUCACUCAUCGACUCAUCGGCAUUGAACCAACUGCAGAGGCUGUCUCACGGAGGUCUCUUGUGAUUGCGCCCGGGAACCUGGUGGCUGUCAACACUCUUGUGCAGUAUCACGAGUACAAUGUCUUCCAAAUGGUGUCCACCAUUCAGUCAAACGUACACGGGACUACUACAUUGUACCUCGGGGUGUACCACUGGUAA
Messenger RNA from Fusarium pseudograminearum CS3096, 264 nucleotides. RefSeq lists its product as uncharacterized. The coding region runs from base 1 to 264 and encodes 87 amino acids. The record is from RefSeq and is a predicted model, not a curated record. Lineage: Eukaryota; Fungi; Ascomycota; Sordariomycetes; Hypocreales; Nectriaceae. The transcript is spliced from 2 exons.